AUGGAUGAAGAUGAACGCCAGAGGAAGUUAGAAGCUGGGAGAGCUAAGAAAUCAUCUAACGUGCCUCCUAAGAAGUCGCUUGCUAGCUUCCGACAGAAGCGGGCGAAGAGCAACGGUGCGAGGGCGACGAAAAAGGCGGCGACGAGGGCGGGCCCGCCUGUCUCGCAGGAUGUCGGUGCGACGCAAGACUGCCACGUAGCGCCGCCGCUGCCGACCAAUCACAAAGAGCCUGAUCGGAACUCCGUGCUCGAGGCUGCACUGAGCCCCGAGAAGGCGGAGGUUCACCGACAGAAGGAUGAGCUUUUUAGCAUUGAGACAAACAGUUCUCCCGUUGGUGAACUGCGAGAUGGGGAGCUGCUUGCACUCACCAGUCAAGAGCAGUUGCAGCAGUUAAAGAAAGCGGUAGAGAAGCGUAAUGAGAUCAUUGCAAAACUCAGCACCAACUUGCAGGAAGCCCUGGCAAGUCGAGACGAGAUGCAGGUAGAAGUGCAGUACCUCGCCAGUCAGAUCCAGGCCCUCCAGAAGCAGCUCCAACAAACGAACGUGGACUUUCAGCGCCUUAAAAGUCAGCCCGGAAAAGAAGUCCGUGAUGUGACUGAGCAGCAGGACCUAAGUAUGGAAGACGUGUCAGUAGAGCAGUCUGGGAGCACCGGCCUCGGCUCUCAAACCAGCGGAGAGGGUUUCGGCACAGACAGCGAGACCGAGACGGACGGCGUCCUGUCGGAGCUGCGGGCUAAACUACGAGAGGAGCAGGAUAACUGCCUGCGCCUGUGUUCUGAACUGGAGAAGGAGAAGGAGAAUCACCAACAUGUGCUUUCUUUACUGGAGGAUGAACGAAAGGAAGUGCAGACCCAGCUGAGCCAAAUGCAGAGUCGCUGCCUUGAGGAGAAAGACGUGCUGAACAGAGAACUGCUGCAGCUGAGAAAGAGGCUUGAAGAUGAGGAAGUAACGCGGUGGAGAUGGCAGGAGGAGGACACUACGCUCAAAUGCCGUCUCCAGAGCCUUGAGGACGAGCGAUUAAGACAAGAGGAGGAAGUGAGAAUGUUAAAAGACGAGCACAGGAAUGAGCUGGAGAAAGUCAAUCGGUUGUUGGAGGAGAGUGUGAAAGAAGUCACAGCACUGAAAGCUUCCAAGAACCUCCAGAACCAAGCCAAAGCUGCUUCUAGCUUUGCUGAGAUCAUCAGCACCGAUGAAAGCAAUAGUGAAAUGGGACUGGUCCAGGACAACAUGAAUGUGUCUGUGUCUGGGGACCUUUUAAUGGAGCGCUACUUUGCACAAUCUUCAACAUGUCACGUUAGAGCUUGCGGAAAACUGGACAUCUCUUCAGACCAAAGUGAUGUUUUCUGCAACCAACCAGAGCUGAACAGCGAUGUUUUUUGCGAUCAACCCCUGCCGUCCAUUUCCAACUGUGCCCCGAAAGAAACCUGGGAGGUCUCCCAUGGCCUUACUGUGUCUGACAGUUCAAACGCCCAGUGGCUCAACAAUUCUGUUUUUGAACCGGCGGAGACGAGCGGCGUUUCCGACCAGCUUUUCAGAGAGACUGAUCUCACCAAAGAGCUGUUGAGUCAGCAGUGCGGUGAGCUGCGUCAGGAGCUGUUAAUGAAAGACCAUGACUUGAAUGCGAUGCGAGAAGAAAUCCGCAAGACCGCUGAAGAUCUGGAAGAGGCUAGAAGCAGGUGGGCUCAAGUUACAGAAGAACUCAUGGAAGCCCUCAGGGAGCUUGAGGAGGAAAAGGAGAGGAGGAGAUGCGUCGAGGAGAACAUGAACUUGAAUAGCAAUCAACAAGACUGCCUUAAGAACGAACUAACUGCCUUACAGGAAGGAAAAGCAACAGAAAUGGCAUCGGAAACCUCUCUGCACUCGACGUUAGAAGAGGAUAAACUGUUCGAGGAGAAUGGUAAAAACGAGCCGGAGAUGCUGCAAGUGUCUCUUCAGAAGAUUAAGCAGACUGUGAAUGGUACUCCACAUGAUGACAACUGUCUGGAAACAGUGCAGGCCAAUUGUAAUGAACUCCUAUUGGAGCUCGAGAAAAUAAAAAGUAGUUAUCAAACAACAUCUGCAUUUCUGGAUGAAAGGACUAUAGCGAUGGAGCAAAUGGCUGAAGAGCUCCAAACAACACGUGCCCAGCUACUAAGCUUCCAAACACAGGUAGAAAGCUUACAGGUGGAACUGGAAAAGAAGCAGAGCAGUUUGCAAAGUGCUGAAGACAUGAGAAGGGACUUGGAAACCAAGCUGGUUAACCUGGAGGAGGAAAAAGCUCAGGCACUACAGGAAAAAGACACAUACUGGAGAAAACAAGAGGAGAUGGGGGAAGAGAUGAAGAAAAUGGAAGAAGCGCUUAAGGAGGAACUUGAUCAGUUUGAGAACUUGAUACAAAUCAAGGAUGCAGAGUUAGCCGAAGAGAGAGAAAAGUGGGAGGAUGAGAGACAGGAGAAGGACAAAGAAGUUCAAGAAGUGAGAGAAAUCCUUGAAGAGCUCAGGAUGGAGCGAGAGGAGGAAGUGAAGGCCCUCAUGGAGAGGCAGGUCUUGGCUGUGGAGGAGGCCACGGAAAGGCUCCAGGAGUCCCACCGGCAAGCCAUGGCAGACCUCCUGGAUCAUCAUCAGCAAGAGAUUUCAGAAUUGCACAGCCAGAUGGAAACUGAGCUGCAGAUGCAAAAAGCAGCAAUGGAGCAGGAACAGAAGCGACAGAUAAGCCUCAUCAAACAGGUGACGGAACGCGAGCAUGAGCGGGCGAUGUCCAAGUUGAAGGAACAACAUGACGAGGAGCUCCUUAGGCUGAAGUUGGAGGUCUCCACGGAGGUGACGGAAAGUCUGGAGGCUGCUCACCAGGUUGAAAUGGAACAGGCACAGGCCCUGAAGGCCCGUGAGCUAGAAGCCUUGCACCUGAGCCUAACAAACCUCCACACAACCCAGCUUGAGGUCACCCAGGAGUCCGCUCUUGUGGAGGUGGAGGUCUCUUUGCGGGACCAGCACCAGUUGGAACUGGAAUGUAUCAGAAUAAAGAAUGAGGCAGAGCAGGAACGCCUGCAUGAGUUGCAUCAACGUGACAUUGAAGAGUUGAAACAGAGGUUUGCCGACGAGAAAGGUUCCAUGGAAGAGAAGCAGACCAAGGAGAUACACUUUCUAAGGUCUGAGUGGGCAUUCGAAGCUGAAAGGACCCAGUCUACACUCCAAGAUAGCCUUGCCAGUACAAAGAUAGACCUCGCCAAAACAGAGGCCUCCCUCACCCAAACCAGCCAAGCUUUAAUUGAAGCCGAGGAGUCUUUGUCCCGCACUCGAACGGAGCUGCAGGAGUCAAAAGCGUGCCUGGAAAGCUUUGAAAUCUCAAGUCAGGAGCAGAGGCAAAAACUGGAAGAAGAGCUGAAGCAGGCCUGGGCUGACAGGAGUAUCACUGCCUGUUCUCUGGAGGAUUUGGUGUCUAGCCACAAGGUGUUGCUUCAGGAGAAAGAGCAGCAAGUACGCCAACUAGAGGAGAAGCAUCAACAGUUGCAAGAAGAGAUGUCACGGCUACAGGAAGAGAAAGAUCUCCUUAAGAAGACCUCAAAGCAGGAAGUAGAUCAGUUGUGGACUCAGCUAGAGAGCAUGAGAACCAAUCGUCAAGAGUUAGGAGAACUGAAGGAGCAACUGCUAGCUCGCUCGUCCCGCGUUGAUGACAUUGAGCGCCUCAAGGUUGAAUUUAACAAGCAAAAGCGUGAAAUCGAAGAGCAGAAUGAGACUGAGCUGGAGAGCUUGAGGAGGUACUUUGAGCAGCGUUUGCGUGUGUCUGAGGAGAACUACAGAGAAGAAAUUGCUCUGCUUCAGCUGAAACUGGUGGAAAGUGCUUUGGAGGAUUCUUUGCUUAAAACCACAGAAAACAGUUUCAUAUCUCAAGAUCCAGUAAAAGGGGAAACGGACGAAGUGCAAUGGGACAACAAAAUGGACAAACAAAAGGAAGUGCUUGACACGCAAAUGGAAGACAAACAUAAAACAGAGAUAAAUGACCUCCAAUCAUCCUUUAAAGAAGAAUUGCACAAGGUACAUUCAGAUUUAGCGGACCAUUAUUACCGUGAGCUGCAGGAGAUGAGAAGUCGCCAUUCCUUGGAGUUGGAGCAGCUCCGAGCCAAACUUUCUGACCGUCACAUAAAAGAGGUCACUCGUGUACACAUAGAGGCUGCGAGACAAGUCGAGGUUGAGGUUGAACUGCGUUUAUGGGGCUUCACCGAGGAGCGACACACCAGCUUGACACUCAUCCACACCUUAGAGAAUACAUUAGCUGAUAUGAACAAACGCAACACGGAGUUGCACAUGACCACCCAAAAGCUAAAAAGGGAGUUUGAUGAGGAGCGUGUCAUCCUCAAGGAAUCUCUGGUGCAACAAGGCGAGGAGAAAAUGAGGAGGAUGAGGGAUGAGCACCAAGCUGAACUGGCUGCAGUCAAGAAUGAGCUGGAAGAGGUGAAAACACUUUUACAAAAAGCUCUUUCGGAGGAGAAGGCGAAGGCCAAGAAGACAGAGUGUCCCCAGGCUGUUAAAGCUGAGUUACAACAUGAGAAGAGCACCACGGCAAAGGAAAUGAAAGAGCUCACGGUUUUACUCCAACAGCAGGCAGAAGAGCGACUGAAACAAACUUUAGACAGAUUUGAGAAAGAAAAAGCUGUUUUGGAGCAGUGCUUGGCCCAGAAGAAUGAGAUAUCUUUGGCAGAGCUGCGGAACAAACAUCACACUCAACUGGAAAAGGAACGAGCAGCCCUUGUGGAAAAACACUCCCAAGAGAUGGAUUCGCUCAAUGCCGAACACAAGGCGCAACUGGGUUUGCUCGGCGCCAGGCACGAGGAUCUGAUUGCGUCUGUGACUGCCCGGUUGCAGUCAGAGCACAAUGCCCAGCUUGUCGCCUUGGAAGCGGCUCUCAAUUCCAAGCGAAAGGAGGACCUUGAAGCCCUGGAGGCCUUGUUUGAAGGAACGAGUCAGGCCCAGCUAGAAGUGCGAGAAGCAGAGCUGGCUCAAAAACACCAGGAAGAGAUAGAUGAAAUUGAAAAGAGGAUGCUCAGCAAUAUGGACACCUUGGAAGCCACGUACCUGAAGGAAGUACAUGCCCUGCGUGAUGAAAUGGUCCAUUUGGAAGAGAAGCACCAUCAAGACCUCAUCAAUCAAAAGGAACGUUACUUCACGGAGCAGGAGACUGUAAGAGAGGAGUUGCGAAAGGAGCUCGCUCAAAUGCACAUGGACAAGUUCAGAGCCAUGGCAGCAGAGCUCAACCAUAAUCACGAGGCAGAACUGUUAGCUCAAAAAGAGUCAUUGGAUGCUGAACACUGCAAAGCUCUCAGCACGUUGAAGGCACAGGUUCUAGAACUAGAGCAGCAACACAGCACUGCUCUUCAGGAGCUCACACAGGCAUACGCUACUGAGAAAGAACAAUUCCACAAACAGUUCCAGCUUCAACUUCAGGAACUUAAAGGCGUGUCGGCGCGGGAACUGGAGGCAUGUCGCAGAGAGCUUGAAGAAGAGUCGUCGAGAAAACGUCAGCACUACCUGGAGGAGGCGGAGCUCCUCAAAGCCCAGUUGCAAGUUGAGAUUCAUCACAUCAAGACUGAGAAAGAGGCGGAGCUUGAGGACCUGCGGCGGGCCUUAGUGUCGGAACAGGAAGAGAAAGAGCGCAGCUACACUGCCAAAAUGAGCCAACUCACAGCACAACUGCAGCAGCUAGAGGAUAUGGUAGCACAGUUGCAAGCGGAGGUCGGCUGCUUGAAAGGAAAGUUGGAGGGUGAGCGCUCUGAGAAGGAGACGCUUGAUAUACUUCUCCAAAGACGGGACCGUGAGAAUCAGGAGGGAGGUAACCAUCUCAAAAUGCUGACCGAUGACCUGCAGACCGCUAAAGAGGAAAGACGUAAACUGCACCAGGAUAACGACAAGCUGAAGAAGGUGCUAAUUGAGAUGCUUCGUAGCACCAUUGCAACUGAAGAGCUGAUAGACCAAAAAAUUAAUACCAAAGGUAGCACAUCAGUGGAAGGGAAUAAAAAUGAUGAAUCAGCCAUGUCACUUGCAGAUAACACUUUACCUGAAGACUUGGAAUUGACCCACCAGCUCUGUGAGAGUCUGCUCGUUUCAGACACGCGCAUUAAUCCAGGAGGAGAGGACACUGCCAUGAAUGCCUGCAGCCGACUGCGCCAUACAGUUGAUACGCUCCUGGACCUGCUUAACCAGGCCAACGCACAGUUGGAGCAGAUGCAUAACUCCCGCUUGUCUAUGGAAGAGAGGUUCUCUCAAGGCCAAAAGGAUUCGGCCCAACUCCUUGAACAGCACAAUGUGUUGUUGGUGCAGAUGGAACAAGAAGUCAAGUUGAAGAGUGAGCUUGAGCUGGAACUCCACAAGACUGCGGGGCUCCUGGAGGGCUACGUGGCUGAAAAGGCCAUUCUCGAGGAGGCCUUGCUGCAGAAGGAGGCACAGGAGGAGCAUUUAGUAAAGGAGUUAGAGGACCUCCGUAGAAUGGCACACCACUCGGAAGGCCUCUGCACUGAGCUGGAGAACCUGCGAGCCAAACACCAGGAGCUGGGCGAGGAGAAUGCUGCCCUUCUGCGCCAGAAGGAGCACCUCUCUGUCGGCCUUGGGGAGAGGGAGAAAGUUCUGCUAUCAGAAACGGAGCGCUUGACCCAGGAUCGUAUAGACUUGCAGCGGCAGGCCGCGAAGGAUCAAAGUGCUCUGUCGCAGCGCUUACAAGCUCUUGAAAGGGAAGUGGAAGAGCAGGCGAUCAAGGACCAGGACAAGGAACUCCACCACAAGAGCCAAACGGAAGACCUAAGCCAGCAGGUGCAAGCGCUGGAGAAACAACUGAAGAACAAUCGGAAGUUCAUAGAGGAACAAGCCGUCGAGCGUGAACACGAAAGAGAUGAGUUCCAGCAGGAGAUUCGACGGCUGGAGAGUCAACUCAGGCAGACGACUGGUGGUGAAGUCAAAGGGCACAGGUUUGAGGACUUGGUUCUUCAGAUGGAGAAUCUGCAAGCCAUCAUUAAAGAGAACUCUGAGGACCACGCUUCUUUGGCGGCAACUAACCAGGAGUCGCAGAGAGAGCUCGCCGAGCGCAAUGAGGAGAUCGACAAAAUGUCUGCGCGAAUCCGUGAGCUGGAGCAAGCACUGCUAUGUAGCACAGAGUCUAAUAAAGCCACUAGCCAACUGGAGCAACAACUCCACAGGGCCAAGUUAAAGGAAGAGGAGCUCAUGCAAGAUAAGCAAGCCCUGGAACAGCAGCAGAUGUCCAACAGGCUCCAGAUAUCGGCGCUGCAGUCCAAACUGGAUGAGACUCGACACUGUUACAACGACAAUACUCGCGAGCCCAUUCAGGAGCUCAGGGAUGCUCUUGAUACGGCACAACAAAGCCUACAGAGCAAAGAGCAAAAGGUGGAAGUUCUGCAGUGCGAACUGGACAAUGUGCAAAGAGACUUGAGCAUUAAAGAAGCAGAGUUGAAAUACCUCACACUCCAACUGGAGCAACUCACCACUGAGAAGGCAGCAAAGGUUAAUGAGCUCCAAGAACAGAUUGACACCCUUAAGGAACAAGUGUCCACCCUCAGUAUUUUGGCAGAGGAAAAAGAGAUCCAAAGACAGGCAGAAGACUCAGAGGAAGAGACACUCCCCACUGCACUAAUACAGGAGAAGAACCUAGAGAUUGACCACCUCAACAAUGAGAUCCAAAGGCUGGAGCAGGAGCUGGAGAAUACCAACAAUAAGGAUCUGGAGGCCGAGCAUCUCCUUUCCGACAAUGCCAGAUUGCGGCAGGACAAACGUGAAGAGGAAGAGCGCCUCCACGAGGUCAUCAGCACUCUGCAUGCAGAACUCUCCACGCUCAGACCCACUGUGUACGAGGUGAGCGACUCGCAGGACAGCGACAGCAUCAACCCCUCGCUGGCUCCCAGCCCCGAACCUCGAGGCGGACCAAGCAGCCUAAAGCAUGAGCUCAACUUGAGUCAUCCGGCCUCCUCUCGGCCCCUCCGGUCGCGACUCCGGGCCCUUCAGAGUCAGCUGGAAACGGCGGUGGCGGAGAAGGAGAGUUUGGAGCGUUUACUGCUCACCCAGGAGGAGGAGUACAGAGGCCACGACAGAGAGUUUGGCCAACAGCUGAAAGCGGAGAGGGAGAAAGCGGACGAGCUCCGAGGCCAGCUCGCACUCAAAGAGGCCGAAUUUGUGGGUGUCGAGGAGGAGAGGGACGCUUUCAGACUACAAGCGCAGCAGGUGGUUGCUCUGCAAAAAGAGAAAGAUCACCUCAGCUCUCUGGUUACACAACUUCAGCAGAAGGAAGAAGACUUGGUGAGAGAAGUUGAGGACUUAAAAAUCAAAGAACAGGAAAUCAAGACCGAAGGCCUGACUGCGGGGACGCAAGUAGUGAGGCUAAGAUCUGAAGUGGCCAGUAGAGACGAGGCCAUCAAGGAGGCGCGGGCGACGGUGGAUGCGCUCGAAUCCAUCAAGGCAGAGCUGUCAACCGAAGGUGAGGCCCUCAAGAGGAGAGAGGUGCAGCUCCAGGAGGAAAUUGAACGACUGAAAGCCCAUGUCGAUGAGCUCACUGCUCGGCUUCUGGAAAGGGAGAACGAUCAGGUGAAGGAACUGCUGGCCCAAAGUGAGGAGAAUCUGGUUAAAGCCGAUGCCAUCAUAAAACUGAGGGAGACGGAGCUGGCCACACUAGCAGAGGAGCUUCAGGCCCUGAGGGAAGAGUUGGCCACUGUGAAACAAAACUUAAGUAGCAGCACUCAAAGAGCUGAAAAUUUACUUGAAGAAGUACAGAGAAAAGACCGUGCCCUGGUGGACCUGGAGAGCAACAAUUGCCUGCUGGAAAGGGAGAUUGUUCGUCUGAGGGAUGACUUGACCGUCCAGGAGAAGUCGCUAGCCUUCCAGCAAAGGGAACUGCAGCAAUUCAAACAGCACAGUCGCCAACUGGACACACUUACUCACCAAAAGAGAGGCUCACACUCGGAUAUUUCUCAUAGCUCUUUUGAGGAUGUGGUGAGCGCCUGUCGUGACACCACCUCCCUGAGCUCCCCGGAGGUGAUGCGGCACCUGGAGUGCUCCAAAGAUCUCCCCAAGGAACAUUUGCACACUUCCAUUUUGGGUUUUCGUCUGUCUGAGCUGAGCACGCUAGACCUGGUCCACCCUGACCCUGGGGUCAGCAAGUCAUCCGUGGUGGCAAUGGAUGCUCCUUUCUCCGGGACCAUUACCCCAGACCCAAUGAGACCGAGCAGCCACUCCCCUCGGUCUCUUUCCAUUUCGGAAAACUCUUCCAUUGUGGACUCAGCUGGUGUACAGAAAGUGUGUGAUUUGGAUGGAUUUGACGUAACUGCACCCUCAUCCCCGCUCGGAUCUACAUCUUCCUUAUCUGCACCAGAAUGGGCCAGCGACGGCUACGGCAGCAACGUAAGCUCCGAACUGGGAGCCAGGCUGAAAGUGGAGCUGGACCAGACUGAGAGGCUAGACGCUCAGUUUGUGGAGUAUCUCCGCUGUCGGGGCAUGAACCCCACUGCUAACACUGACAGCGCUGCAGGCAGCAUGAGCUUCAGCGAUGACCUCUUGACUCCAGAACUUCAGGCCCACUUGAGGAAAGUGUACCAAGAAAGCUGCAGAAUCUUGACCUUGUCCCAGCGUUGGACCUCGAAAUCAUUCCAUCCAUCGUAUGUCGCGGAAUUAAACUCAAUCUCACAGCUCCAGGAAAAAAACGAUCCCACUCUACUGGGCCAAGGCGAUAAUCUGUCCUCCAACCCUCCCAUGAGCUGGCAGGAAGAGAAAAGGGCCCUGCAAGGGACUGUAAUUUCUCUUCGUGAGCUGCUCUGCCGGAUGGCGCAGAGACACACACAGCCUACCUCUAGAGAUGAUGCUGACAGAGAGUUCCUCCAAGAGGAAUCCCAAACAAAAGCAGAGCUGGAAGAAAGCCAGAAGCAGUUGAAAUGUGCUCAUGAGACUCAGCAGGAACAAAAGAACAAAAUAAAAACGCUCAGGCUGGAAUUAGAAGAGUGUGAGAAGACUUUGACAAAGGAUCAGACAUUGGUCAAGGAGCUUCAGCAACGGCUUGAAAAAGAACAGGCUCUCAACGUGCAGCAAGGAAGAGAGAUGGAGCAGAGACUAGAGGUUAUGAGAGUGUCUUCUGAGGAGCAGAGGUCAGAAAUUCUGGCCCUCCAAGGUCAUGCGGAGCAGGAGAGGGUAACUUGCAGCAACCUGAGACGUGAGCUCCAGAUCGAGCAGUCCCGCAGCGUUCUGCUGGAAAAUCGUUUGGAAGACGAGCGCCAGCACUCAUCUGACCGACGCGAGGAGAACACCCGCCUCGAACGCCUCCUGACCCAAUCGGAAUCCCGCCUGGCCGAACUGCGCUCAGAGCUCGCCGAUGCCCAUCGUACACUGGACAAAGAACGCGACCGCUUCUCCAAUCAACUGCGCAACAUCGGGCUUUGUCGCGAAGCCGACGCCGCUCGAGACAGGAAGUUCAUCUCAGACUUACGCUCGCAGCUGGAGGACGAGCGAAGGCGGGAGGAGGAACUGGCCUGCUCGGCGGAUAAAUUGAGGGAGGAGUUAUUCGAGAGCGGGAGGAGAAUGGACGGGGACAAGGCCAUAUUAGAGGCAUUAAGGGAGCAGAAAAUGAAGAUAGAACAGACUUUAGAGGCAAAAAACGUGGAGCUUGGCGAGCUGAAGGAGAGGAUGCGAUUGCUGAAGGAGCAAUGGGAGAUGGAGCGUCAGAAGGCGUGGCAGGAGCAGAUGGAAAAGGAGAAACGGCAUGAGAGGACCAAUAGCAAACUGCGCGACUUAGAGUUGCUGAGGCAGCAGGAAAUACAACGCACAGAGGACUUACAGCGCACUUUGGCCCAACUCCAAAGAAAGGAAAGGGACUCUGCUGCUCAGACUGUGCCGAUACAUAUCUCCGAACACCGCCGGACGGACGGCGCCGACACCGGUGUUCAGAACUCACAGAUUGUAAGGCCUUUUCUCUUUUCGCAAAAGAUACCGCCCACCUCCUCGUCUAGCUUCCUGGAAAAGAUGCUGAACGAAAACACAGAGUUGACGCAAAGAGUGACGUCUCUGAGCCAAGACAGGGCCGCCCUUAAACAGAAAGUCACCUGCCUCGAAAUCCAGCUGCACCACUUCGAGAAUGAGCUUGCCAAAGUGGCCACCGAGAGGGAAAACAUCCCAGUCAGAGACAUGAUCCCCAACAAUAAGGUGCAGCGUUUAUACGAACGCUACCUCCGUGCCGAAAGCUUCCGGAAAGCUCUGGUGUACCAGAAACGCUACCUGCUGCUCCUCCUCGGAGGAUUCAAGGAGUGUGAGCAGGCCACCCUGUGCCUGAUCGCCACCAUGGGAGCACAUCCGUCCCCGGCGCCCGCAUUACGGAGACCCCUGGGAAGAUUUAGAUCGGCCGUACGAGUGGUCGUAGCCGUCUUGCGAAUGAAGUUUCUAACCAGGAAGUGGCAGAAAGCCAUCAGAAGAUUACCUGCGUAUGGGACGGCUAACGGCCAAACUCCAGUAUCGAAAGCUGAGGUUUUAAGAGAGCAGAAGCAGCCAUGUUUGAAUUCUGACUCAUCCCUAAGCAGAGACCCGGUGUCUGCUCUUGUCCCGCCCAGCAAAUCACCCUUCAGGCUGCACAACAGGUCCUUUUCUAGCUCUACACCGUCUUUGGUGACAGCUUCUCAAGAAACAGAAAAAUCCCUGACUGAGUACAUCCAUCACCUGGAGAAAGUCCAGCAACGAUUCGUCGGUUCCAAGCCAGCAGUCACAUUUAGUUCUGGCCAGAAAGGUGGAAAGGAAUCCACAGGCAGCUUGUUCCCCUGAUAUGAUUGGCUAUCGGCAGCGCUGGUUGCAGGAGAACAGAACGUGGCUGUACCUAAGCUGCCUGUCGCCUCUUUAUCUGCACGGCUCAGGCAAGCUGAGUGGUUAGCACGUCUGCCUCACAGUUCUGAGAUCAAGGGUUCAAUGCCGGGCAUCGGCCUUCCUGUGUGGAGUUUGCAUGUUCUCCCCGUGCCUGCGUGGGUCCCCUCCGGGAACUCCGGUUUCCUCCCACAUCCCAAAAACAUG
Nerophis lumbriciformis (worm pipefish) is the source of this 12012-nucleotide messenger RNA. NCBI's taxonomy places the organism in Eukaryota, Metazoa, Chordata, Actinopteri, Syngnathiformes, Syngnathidae. The record is from RefSeq and is a predicted model, not a curated record.